CUCCGUGAUAUGCAACUCACGACCGUAACUAAUGUAGCCGAUACUGAUGCCAACACAUCAGUUUACGAUGCGGUUUUGUUAGCAUCACCCGUGCUGCACUACAAGGUGAUUUUAAUCGUGCACAGCGAAUGAAAUUUUCGAGUUGGAUCAAAUCCUUGGAUUCAAAUUUAAAUCAUGUAAGCGUAUAAGAACGAGUUCUGCAUAUCAGGAGUUUUAUAUAGCAAUGGUCGCUCCCAUAGUUAAUACGGGAAUUCAGACAGCGAAGUAUUGCAAUGUGGCCGGUCUAGGCGUUUUGAUUUUUGACUAUUUCUUAACUCUCGAACCUGAGGUUCGAUGGACAUGGAACAGGCGCUGGAACGUUACUCGUAUCCUUUUCGUAAUUUCACGCUACAUGGCAUUUGUAGCAGCUGGCAUGACUUCAUACGCUGCCAUUGCUACACGAGCAAACGAGAAUUGCUCGCGCUUCGGCCAGGCUUCAAAUGCAAUUCACAUCAUAAGUAUCGUAUCUUCUGAAGGUCUUUUGAUCAUUCGUACAUAUGCAUUCUGGAGAAAGAACAAUAAGCUCUUGGCAGUGUUAUUGGUCUUGGCAGCAAUUUCCAUUGGGUGUGCUGUCAGUAUCACAGAUGUUGUCAGUAAUCUAGCGGCACCCACAAACCCGUCAGAUCCCCCCACAAGCAACUGCACUUUUGAAGCGAGCCGCAGCAGCGCCAUUCAGUAUGGUUUUCUUGCAGCCUACGAACUGUGUGAGGACAUCUCCUUUCCGUUCCAUUUAGCACGACUUUUCAAUCCCAUUCACCUAGUGCUGCUGUCUUUAACGAUUUUCAAGAGAUAUCAAGACUACAGAGAUUGCAACAGUCAUCUAGUGAAAGUUAUCUUCCAAGGCGGAGUGCGGUAUAUGACUGCCACCAUUUCUGUUUCUGUGGCGAAUAUAUUAGUCACGUAUAUGGUGCCACAAUCAUAUGACGAGAUUAUGGACUUGCCGCAACUUGUCCUCCACAGUAUGUUGGCAUCCCGUGUGCUCUUUGAUUUGCAUGCAAGUGAUCGGAAUGAAUGGGAUGAGGCGACAUUACAAAUAUCGACAUUUUAUCCAGUUUAGCACAAUCCAAGCUUUCAUUUGCACUUGGUUAACCAUCCUACAGUCACAGCACGUCCCGUCAGAACAUAUACGUAGCAUAACAGAGAUCUCGCCUAUCAAGGCCCACCAAAUUGG
This is a messenger RNA of Suillus bovinus, 1210 nucleotides long. RefSeq lists its product as uncharacterized. The coding region runs from base 224 to 1096 and encodes 290 amino acids. The record is from RefSeq and is a predicted model, not a curated record. The transcript is spliced from 14 exons. NCBI's taxonomy places the organism in Eukaryota, Fungi, Basidiomycota, Agaricomycetes, Boletales, Suillaceae.